UAAAAAAGAAAAAUUUAGUAUGGCAACAUUUUAUGGUAUACCAACACAAAAAUAAAGAGCGGAAUUUUUACUUUUUGGUACUUCCUUUUCUCUCGUGUUCUUUUGACAACACGAGGUUAUAAUUUGUAAAUUGCAAAAAAGCAUUUACAAUGGCGGAAGAAACUUGGACCGAAGACAACAUGGAGACAGGCGGCGUGGCCAUCGAUAACAUGCCGUUGCCCCAAGCCGCUGAUAUCCCUGAAAUCAAACUAUUCGGAAGAUGGAGUUGUUAUGAUGUCCAGGUUUCCGAUAUGUCACUUCAGGACUAUAUCUCUGUUAAAGAAAAGUACGCUAAGUACUUGCCCCAUUCUGCUGGCAGGUAUGCCCACAAACGAUUCCGUAAAGCUCAGUGUCCAAUUGUUGAGCGCCUUACCAACUCUCUGAUGAUGCACGGACGCAACAACGGCAAGAAGUUAAUGGCUGUGCGAAUUGUCAAACACGCAUUUGAAAUUAUCCACCUUUUAACUGGUGAGAACCCAUUACAAGUUCUUGUUACUGCCAUCAUUAAUUCUGGUCCUCGGGAAGAUUCAACUAGAAUUGGUCGUGCUGGUACAGUGCGUCGUCAAGCCGUGGAUGUGUCUCCCCUCCGUAGGGUGAACCAAGCUAUCUGGCUGCUGUGCACUGGUGCUCGUGAGGCUGCCUUCAGAAACAUUAAAACAAUUGCUGAAUGUGUAGCGGAUGAACUUAUCAAUGCGGCUAAGGGUUCAUCUAAUUCAUAUGCUAUCAAGAAGAAGGAUGAACUUGAGCGUGUUGCUAAAUCCAACCGUUAAUUAAUUCUAAGAACAGGACUUAAUAAACAUAAAAUGCUAA
Molecule: messenger RNA, 849 nt
Organism: Pieris napi
Lineage: Eukaryota; Metazoa; Arthropoda; Insecta; Lepidoptera; Pieridae
Gene: RpS5
Product: 40S ribosomal protein S5
Exons: 2
Coding region: 150-809 (219 amino acids)
Biological process (GO): translation; ribosomal small subunit assembly
Cellular component (GO): cytosolic small ribosomal subunit; ribosome
Molecular function (GO): rRNA binding; mRNA binding; structural constituent of ribosome
Source: RefSeq, a predicted model, not a curated record